This is a messenger RNA of Seriola aureovittata, 3255 nucleotides long. Its product is annotated as free fatty acid receptor 3-like. Lineage: Eukaryota; Metazoa; Chordata; Actinopteri; Carangiformes; Carangidae. Gene Ontology annotation, biological process: cellular response to fatty acid; G protein-coupled receptor signaling pathway. The transcript is spliced from 2 exons. Bases 315 to 1304 code for a protein of 329 amino acids. The record is from RefSeq and is a predicted model, not a curated record. Gene Ontology annotation, molecular function: G protein-coupled receptor activity. Gene Ontology annotation, cellular component: plasma membrane.
GUCAAGUCCUUUCACACAGAAAGUUAAUACAACUAAUUUCCAGCUGCGUCCUGUCGAGCUCUGAGCGGUUGCUGGGAGAUGAUGUUUGCAGAGUGCAGAGAACAAAGCAAAUUAAAUUUCCGCUGCUGAUGGUGAGACAGACGUUCAUGCAGAUUAACUGCAGCUCUGUGACUCUGAUCAAACACUCUGCUUCCAGGAGGCGUAACACGCUGCCGGAGCGCUGCAGCUCCACAGAGGACACAAGCUCCGGGAUGGAGAGCCUGGAUCUUCAGGUGUGACUGAGAGUCUCAGAGUCGGUCCCUGCGAACGCCAUCAUGCGGUGCAGUCACGUGCUGCUGUCCGUCUACAUCCUCACCUUCCUGAUGGGCGUUCCCGCCAACAUCCUGGCAUUCUGCACCUUCUGCCGCAAGGUGCACCGGAGGGCGACCCCAAUAGACAUCCUGCUCCUCAACCUCACCAUCUCCGACCUCAUCUUCCUCGCCUUCCUGCCCUUUAAGAUGAAGGAGGCGUCGGACGACAUGGCCUGGCUGCUGCCCUUCCCCCUCUGUCCCUUCACGGGCUUCCUGUUCUACGUCACCAUCUACAACAGCACCCUGCUGCUCACAGCUGUGAGCGUGGAGCGUUACCUGGGGGUGGCGUUCCCCCUCAGGUACUCCCUGUGUCGCAGGCCUCGCUACGCCGUGCUGGCCAGCCUCAUGUUCUGGGUGGUGACCUCCCUGAACCUCAGCAUCGUCUACAUCAUCCCCUACGCCCAGUGGAGAAAAGGUGCAGACGGUGACAGCAACACCAGCAGAAGCAGCCCCGCCCCUCCUCCACCCACCUGCUACCUGAAUUUCACUGAGGACGAGUUGAAGAUCGUGCUGCCGGUCCGCUUGGAGCUCUUCCUCGUCCUCUUCUGCAUCCCCUUCUUCAUCUGCUGCUUCUGCUACAUCAACUUCAUCCUCAUCCUCUCACGUCUUCCAAACAUCGGCCGGCGGCGGAGGCUGCGUGCCAUAGGCCUGGCGCUCGGCACGCUGAUGGUGUUCGCCGUCUGCUUUGGGCCUUACAACGCCUCCCACGUGGUGGGGUUUGUGCGGAAGGAGAGCGAGGAGUGGAGGAACAUGGCGCUGCUCUCCAGCACCUUCAACGCCUGCCUGGAUCCAUUCAUCUUCUACUUCUCCUCAGCAGCCGUCAGGAGCAUGUUGAACCACUGCUGCAGGAGCAUCAUGGCGAAGCUGCACAUCCUGAGGUGUGGGGGGGCUCCUCACCGCUCUCACCAGAGACCCCCCAAGACUGACAAGUACAAGGAAGCAGCCCCUCCUUGAAAGAAGACAUUAUACAAAUGAGUUUUUGAGGGAGCGUCUGUUGUAUCCCUCCAACACUCAGACUAGUUCCAUGUUACAUCCUGUUUAUCCAGAGUCAAAGAAUUGAACCAUUUGUGUAAAAUUUUGUCAUAAUCGCUCUGAAGUCUUGAGUAAAGGCUAAAAAGUGUUUUGUGAGAUCACACUGACCUUUGACCUUUAGCCACCAAAAUCGAAUCAGUUCGUCUUUGAGUUUGAGUGAAUGUUUGUGCCAAAUUUGAAGAAGUUCAUGUCGAGGUGUUACUGAGAUAUCGUGUCCACGAGAACGAGACGCAUGGACGGGCAACCUGAAAACAAAAUGGCCGCUGCUCUGACUGUCGCUGGCGCUGAGGAAUAAAAAAAAAAAAAAGUUCAGGAGAAAUUUGAGAUAAACCAAUCACUGUCCUAGUCUCACAUUUAGCGGGAUUGGCAUUGUUUCACUCUGGAAAAAGUGCAUGCUGGGAAGUCUGCUAAUACGCCGGUAGUGUUUUUUAGAAACUUAAUUUAAUGAGACGUUCAUUCAGUCAACUCCUCAUUUCAAGAUGGAGGAACUCGUGUUUAUAAGUUCUGAAGUGGUCUGAAAAUAAAACCUGGAAAUGUAACUUCAAUUAACUUGAUGUUGAUAAAAACGUAAAUGUUAAUUUUAAGAAAUUAUUAGUUAAUUCCACAAAAUUUCUGCUUAUAAUUCAUCUUUAUAUUUCUCUACAGUUACAAACCACAGUGUGAGUUCUGCGCUGUCUGACCUUUGGUUCAGAUGAAACAGGAAACUGUCCCUUCAUACGUUCAGUUUCCUGUUAAACACACGUUUCUGUGACUCAGAGAAAAAACCAGGACACUGUUUAAUCACAGAUGAGAGUUUUACAGGUGUGACGGAUGAAGCAAUUAAACCCAGGGGAUGUUAGAGUACAUAAGCAGGAAGUGGAGACUGAACACUGUCAAGUUAAUAUGGAGUCAUAAGCACAGACAACAGGAAGAGUAAACACAGAGAUUACACAGCGCUGUGGUGAAGAGCAGUUAUACAGUGAGUCUGUUUCUGGUCUGAGCGACUUCAAACAGGGUCGACUGAUAUGAUAACCGCCCUCCCGCCAUUUCCUGUCAGUAAUAACGGAGGCAGCGCUCCUCUGCAGGUGGAGUGCACGUAGAUAACAUCCUUUAUAGUGUCCUGUUGUGUGCUGCAGGGACAUCAGCUCAGCAGUGCGUGUUCGUUUAUUAGUUCAGUGUGUACAGUUUAUAAGACGUUUAAUGAAGCUGUUGACUGUUGGCUGCAGCUGAUGUUGUUGUGAUGUGGUGUAAUAAGAUCAUUCAGCUGAAUGUUUAAUAUUAGGCUUAUUGCUUUCCGGUCGAACCAUAUGAUGAUACACAAUUCACACACUGUAUUUAUGAGUCCUAUAAUAAUUUGAUUUAAUAACUUUUUUAUCAGUGUUAGAUGAUGGUGACAUGUUGUUCAGUCUUCAGCUGCAACUCUAAAACCCCCGGAUGCUGUCGACCGCUCUGCUCUCAGGUUCAUUACUGCUGAUGCCUGUAACAAGGUUGGAUGAGGCCGGAUUUUAUGUAUUUAUUUAUAAGGCCCUUAUUUAAAAUCUGCUUGUGGUUGCUUUUUUUUACACCGUCCACCUUUAACUCACUAAAAAGCAGUUUAAAAAUGAAUUUGUUGGUAGAUUUUUAGUCUCUGACCUUUGACCUUGAUUCUUGUUUUAAUUAGAUGUCCUAUUUUAACUGGUGUUUUUAUCUGCUCGACCUCAUUGUAAAUGAGGGCUUUACCUUCAGUGAUUUUCGAGUUUAAAUAAAGACAUAUAAAUAAUUUCUGAAAUGUAACUGUAAUUAUUGGGUCACAACAGUGACAGUAAGACAGCUUGACUUAAAAUGGAAACAAUGGCACUGUAAAAGUGAAAAAGUUGUAUUGGCACUGAAAAAUGUUCCACUGAAAAAUAAAACA